GGCUGACAGCUAUUAUUUACUGCCUGCAACCUCAAUAACAUCCGAAUGAAAUAUUCACAGAAGUUAGGACCAGUAGAAGUGCAGGUUAUUCCACGAUCACAGCCAACAGCUGGAGACUCGUAAAGGCGUCGAAUUAAGGCAGCAAUUAUUCAAUCACAAGAUAAUGCAAAUACAAUAUUUGUUUAUAAUCCUUGUAAAGCCAGCCAACCAGCAAUCCCACGAUGAAGUCACGAAAUCUUUCGCCGUCUCUCGGGUGUCUCUUCAUUCCAUCUUUCACAUCGGCAGAAAUUUUGCGCUGGAAAAUAUAUUCCAGACAGAUCCAGUACAAAAUUCGACAACACUAAAUUCGUGUCUAAGAAUCAAAUUACGCAAAUCGGCCAAUAUAAUAAACUCGAUCCGAAGAAAAGUCAAGAAGCCGGAAAAUCACCCGGGCAGAAAGCGCGCGAAGCUCGAUCAAAAAUUCCGGCGAAGGCCCGGGACUGGAGAUUGUAGUUAGCACUCAGAUCUCCUCGGUAAUCCAACAUGGCGGUUCAAAUUGAUCGAAAAGCUACGGAAGAAUUGUUGCCUUUUCUCUCGUUAGAUGCCCGCGGAGACGUUAAAGCACUGGCUUUGGAUUACAUCCUGGGUCUUUCUGGUUCUGAAAGCGGCAAAAAAUUUCUCCAUGAAAACGAAGAGUACUUGAGGCGCCUCCUCAAUCUGACCAGAGACUCAAACUCGAACAUUUGUAGAGAUGCUUACUCCGCUUUGGUGAAUUUAUCAGCGGAACUAGUUACAUCGGAGAAACUUCUCAAAUACAACAUCGUUCAACCAUUUUUAAGCUACGCCCUCAAUCAAACCAGUGAGCACGCGGACAAGGUUGCCAUGAUUCUCUCCAAUGUGACAAGAACUGAAAGUGGAUCGACCGAGGUUUUGAAGGUUACAAAAAGCUCGGAGGAUUGUAGUUUGUACAGGAUCGUGGAAGUUUUGUGCAAGGAGAACUACAAUCCACACGCUAAAUUGAACUAUCUUGCGACAUUUAUUUCGAAUUUGACGCAGGUGCAAGAAUCACGGGAUUAUAUUUUGGACAAAGAUCGUUGUGUUAUUCAACGUCUUCUGCCCUUCACCACCUAUAGUGGUUCUCUUGUGAAGCGAGCAGGAAUCGUAGGAGUACUUAAAAACUGCUGCUUCGAGACAAGUGAGUUAUAGUGGUCAUUUACUGGUCAAGAUUUGUGCACUAGUCACUACAAGGCCCUUCCCGGUCCAGGGAAACAUGAAACAGCUGGGAAAUGCCCCCCGUCUGUGUAAAUGUUGUCUCACGCAUACCUGUGCCCAGUGG
Messenger RNA from Orbicella faveolata, 1315 nucleotides. Its product is annotated as co-chaperone protein HGH1 homolog. Lineage: Eukaryota; Metazoa; Cnidaria; Anthozoa; Scleractinia; Merulinidae. The record is from RefSeq and is a predicted model, not a curated record.